AUGUAUUAUCUUGCAAGCUUAUAUUUGGACAUUGUGUUCGUGGUCCAUUGGAUGUUUGUGAGAGAGCACUGGGAGGGAGAAACCCCGGAAAUGAAUGUUUUGGAUUAUGUAUCUAAUUUACAGGAGAAAUUGCGUAGAGCUUGGACCUUUGCCCGGGAAAAUUUAACAAAGGCUCAAGCUACUAUGAAAACAAAUUAUGAUGUUGGAACCCAAAUGAGACAUUUUGAUCCAGGAGACAAAGUCUUGGUAUUGCUUCCCAUGCCUGGAAAUCCCUCAAGGCAAAAUUCUCAGGUCCGUGGAAGCGACGAUUGGGAGACACAUCUUAAGAGAAUUAGAGCUCUAUUUGAGGUACUAAGAAAGGCUGGUUUGGUAGUUAACGUAAGGAAGAGUGAUUUUGCUCAGGCCAAGGUAGUUUAUCUUGGGCACGAGAUAGGCCUGGGUAAAGUCGCUCCUAAGAAAGCGAACGUGGAGGCUAUUUCAAACUUUCCUGCACCUCAAAAUAGGAGAGGUGUAAGACGUUUUCUGGGCAUGGUAGGUUACUACCGCAAGUUCGUGAAAAACUUUUCCGAUAUUGCUCAUCCAUUAACUAAUCUUUUAAAGAAAGAUGUAAAAUUUAUUUGGGAUGACCAGUGUCAGGAAUCGUCCAAUAUUUACAUUGCUUUUACUCUGUUGUUAGAGUAG
Macrobrachium nipponense is the source of this 681-nucleotide messenger RNA. RefSeq lists its product as uncharacterized. The record is from RefSeq and is a predicted model, not a curated record. NCBI's taxonomy places the organism in Eukaryota, Metazoa, Arthropoda, Malacostraca, Decapoda, Palaemonidae. The transcript is spliced from 4 exons. Bases 1 to 681 code for a protein of 226 amino acids.